This is a messenger RNA of Aplosporella prunicola CBS 121167, 789 nucleotides long. RefSeq lists its product as uncharacterized. The transcript has 3 exons. The record is from RefSeq and is a predicted model, not a curated record. Bases 1 to 789 code for a protein of 262 amino acids. Lineage: Eukaryota; Fungi; Ascomycota; Dothideomycetes; Botryosphaeriales; Aplosporellaceae.
AUGCGUUACUUCGCUGUCGCUGCUCUCUUCGGCGCCGCCCUGGCCGUCCCCAACCCCGACCAGACCGUCUACCAGACCGAGGAGGUUACCAUCACCUCUUGCGGCCCCGAGGUCACCAACUGCCCGGCCCGCUCCCAGUCCGCCACGGCCCCUCCCGUCGCCGUCACCACUCCCGCUGAGAGCUCCCCCGCCGCCGUGACCUCGGUCCCCGCUGAGGGCACUCCCGCCCAGCCUACCUCUGGCGUCCAGGGCGAGACCUCCGCCCCCGCCCCCUCGGCUCCUGCUGCUGGCACCCCCGGCAACGGCCCGGCUCCCUCCGGCCCUGCCCCCAGCGCUCCCGCCGUCGUCGGUACCCCCGUCUACAGCACCUCGACCGUCUACUCCACCCACGUCACCUCCGGCGUCAACGGUGUUGAGACCCAGACCGUUGCCAUCUCCACCACGGUCUGCCCCGUCACUGCCACCGCCGGUGUCCCCGCUGAGGGUACCCCCGUCGCUCCCCAGCCCCAGGGCCCCAACUCUGGCGUCCAGGGCUUCACUAGCGUGCCCGCUGCUGGUGCUCCCCCUGCCGCCGGCACUGGCAAUGUCCCCUACCCCACCGGUGGCCCCUACGCCUCCGCCCCCGUUGCUGGCACCCCUGGCGCGCCCAUCGUCCCCACCACUCCCGUUGGCACCCCCGCUGGCACUCCUGCUGCCACUCCUUCGCCUGCCUUCACUGGCGCUGCCAACGCUGUGAACGCCGCCGGUGCCGUCGCUGGCUUCGGUGCCUUCGCCGCCUUCUUCCUGUAA